UAGCAGAUGGAAAGACCUUUAAUCUGAGACAAAGGAGGAGACACGUUGGAAAAUCAACCUGAACCAUAGGAUUGCUUGAGAAGUAACCAUAAAGGAGGAAACUCACAUACACAUGCUAGAAGCAAAGACCAAAAGGCUGAAAAGAGCACGGAUUGGGAUAGCUUCAACACUUCUUCUGCUACUUACCGGAACUAGAAGCAAAAUGUCCCUGAAGUUGCCAAGAAACUGGGAUUUUAACUUGAAGAUGGAGGCUGGGAAAAUAGCUCGCUCCAGGAGCGUGAUGACCGGCGAGCAGAUGGCGGCCUUCCACCCCGCGACCACCCCCAACCCGCUGGAGAGGCCGAUCAAGAUGGGCUGGCUGAAGAAGCAGAGGUCCAUCGUGAAGAACUGGCAGCAGCGGUACUUCGUGCUGAGGGCGCAGCAACUCUACUACUACAAGGAUGAAGACGACGCGAAGCCACAGGGUUGCAUGUACCUACCAGGAAGUACAAUCAAGGAGAUUGCAACAAAUCCAGAAGAAGCUGGGAAGUUUGUGUUUGAAGUUACUCCAGCUUCAAUGGACCAGAAUCGUACAGGACAGGACUCCUAUGUCCUCAUGGCAAACUCCCAGACAGAGAUGGGGGAAUGGGUUAAAUUCCUAAAGAGAGUUGCUGGCACACCAUCUGGAGCGGUGUUUGGCCAGCGUUUGGAUGAGACCGUGGCCUAUGAGCAGAAGUUUGGUCCCCAUUUGGUGCCCAUUCUGGUGGAGAAGUGUGCUGAGUUCAUCCUGGAGCAUGGCCUGCAUGAGGAAGGCAUCUUCCGUCUGCCUGGGCAGGACAACCUGGUGAAACAGCUGAGAGAUGCUUUCGAUGCAGGGGAGCGACCCUCCUUUGACAGAGAUACAGAUGUGCACACAGUGGCCUCUCUGUUCAAGCUCUAUCUCCGAGACCUACCAGAGCCUGUAGUUCCCUGGAGCCAGUAUGAAGGGUUCCUGGUCUGUGGACAGCUCAUGAAUGCUGAUGAGGCAAAGGCUCAGCAGGAGUUGAUGAAACAGCUUUCCAGCCUUCCUCGAGACAACUACAACCUCUUGAGCUACAUCUGCAGGUUCCUACAUGAAAUCCAGCUGAACUGUGGUGUUAACAAGAUGAGUGUGGAUAAUCUAGCUACUGUGAUUGGAGUAAAUCUCAUCAGGUCGAAGAUUGAAGAUCCUGCAGUGAUUAUGAGAGGGACUCCUCAGAUUCAAAGGGUGAUGACAAUGAUGAUCAGAGACCAUGAGGUCCUCUUCCCUAAGUCCAAGGAUGAACCUCUGUCCCCUCCUGCCCAGAAAAAUGACCCCAAGAAACCUCCAGUAGCUCGUAGCUCUGUGGGCUGGGAUGCCACUGAAGAUCCUCCAAUCUCUCGGACAGAUAGCUUUAGUAACACCACCAGCGACUCAGACACAACCAGCCCCACUGGACAGCGGCCAAAUGAUGAAUCUCUUGAAGAGGGCAGCACAUCCCCCCUGGAAAAGCUAGGGGACUGGAAACUGCAUUCACGGAAAAGGACUCAGACAUUACCUAACCGGAAAUGUUUCUUGAUAUCAGCUUUGCAAGGUGUCAACAGCAACAAAGUGGAAAUCUUUAAAAAUGAGUUCUGGUCUCCUUCCUCAGAGGUGAAGUCAGGGGAAGGACAUAGGAGAACAAUGUCUCAAGGUGUGUCCAACCUCUCUGACUCCCAGCGGACUUCUACCUAUGAUAACGUCCCAACCCUGCCAGAAUCCCCUGGGAACAAAGCAGGAACUUCAUCUUCCCAUACGUGUGACUCCAAGAGAGAUUCCCUUUCCAGCUGCAAAUCUGAAACUGGGUCUGGAGAAAAGACCUGUGGGGAAGAGGAUCUUGAGUCAUUGCAAAGGAUGGUCCAGGAGCUUCGAGAGGAAAUAGAAACACAGAAGCAAACAUAUGAAAAACAGAUUAAAACCCUUGAGAAGGAAAAUUAUGAUGUCUGGGCAAAGGUCGUGAGGCUUAAUGAAGAGCUCGAGAAGGAGAAGAAGAAGUUUGAAGCCUUGGAAAUCAGCCUCCGCAAUGUGGAACGUUCCCGGGAAGAUGUAGAAAGAAGGAACAAGGCAUUGGAAGAGGAAGUCAAAGAAUUUGUUAGAUCAAUGAAAGAACCCAAGACUGAUGCAUGAGAGUCCUACAGAAGCCAAUGCCGUUCCUUAUAUUGGUACUAACCAAUUAUUGGGGAGCAAAAUUACUCCCCAACAAGGAGAAAGCAUUUAGUGGGAAAACAUCCCAUCUGAUAGUAAAUAAAUGAAUAGAGUUUUUAGGAAGAUGAGUGGGAACAUAUGUGGACCUCUGUGACACAAACUGUGGCUGUUUUCAGAAGGGUACACUCUUCCUCAGUGGUCUCAGGCAAGUGGUAUGGAACUGUCAAAGACUGAAUGGAAACUGAUAAGUGCGACACUGGAGGCAGGUGACAUCUCAGGACCAGGCAACAGGCUGGCCCACCUAAGUCAGACUGAGGAGUCUGCUCCUCAUUUUCUCUGCAGAACAAUGUAAAUUGCAAGUGGCCUCAGAGUAUCUCUGAAGACUGGAACAGAAAACUACAUGCAACACUUGAGUGCUCUCCUACCAUGUGUCAUGUUUUGGUAGGGGGCUGCACCUGCUGAAGCCAGUGUUCCUGUUGCCCCCUACCACUGAAGCACCUUCAAGCAUGAGAAACUCAAAAUUAUUAUGAGACUAAGACAAAAAAAAGCCAUAAAUAUAUUUAUGAAAGUAAAGCCAAUAAGAAAAUCAUAUUCAAAUAAAGCAAAGAAGGAAAUGAAAAAAUGGAACCAUGCAAUGCCUUUGUGAUAAUAAGUGAACUGCCCCUUCCUGGGGGCAAAGACACCCCUCUUCUUGGGCAUGAUUGAUAAGCAGGACAAGGGCUAGAUUGCACACCUUUCUUUUCUGAUGUGAUUUCCUGGUCAUGGAUUCAGAUAAUAAUAAUAAUAAUGAUGUUAAUGGUUUUCUAUUUCUCCAGAGUGCAUAUGAUCUCUUAGUAUAAGGGGACACAAGGCCCAAAGUGACCAGCAGAGAGCCGACCCUCUCUGCUGCACUAAGCCCACCUGGUAGACUGCUGCUGAGACUCGAGGCUUUGUUAGGUAGGCAUGGUGGAGGAUUUUAUGGCUCUGUCAUCAUUUUACUUAAGUGGUCUCAAGCUUUCUAUGUUCCCCAUCAGGUAGAAAAUACCGGAACAUUCACGUGUUCACGUAGGCGUAUUUAUUUAUUUGUUGAUUAUGUUGCUGUACUACU
This is a messenger RNA of Sorex fumeus (smoky shrew), 3248 nucleotides long. RefSeq names its product Rho GTPase activating protein 25 (gene ARHGAP25). Gene Ontology annotation, molecular function: GTPase activator activity. The record is from RefSeq and is a predicted model, not a curated record. Lineage: Eukaryota; Metazoa; Chordata; Mammalia; Eulipotyphla; Soricidae. The transcript has 11 exons. Bases 113 to 2143 code for a protein of 676 amino acids. Gene Ontology annotation, biological process: signal transduction; actin filament organization; negative regulation of small GTPase mediated signal transduction. Gene Ontology annotation, cellular component: phagocytic cup.